CACGGAAAUAUCUGCCCAGCAGUACCCUCUCCGGCCUCCUGCGUGACUCCCGCAUACAUGCAGGGCGGAGGACAGCACGAGUCGGGCACUUUCCAGCACAAUCUACCGGAAGAUGACAUCAUCUCACGGAUGCAGGGACUCGGUGGCUAGGCUCCCCCUCCCGGUAACUAGAACUCCCUGGAAUCUUCCACCCCCUCCCCCGGGCACCGCCGCGCACACGGAUCACGUCACGGCGCCGCCGCUGCGCUCUCAGCUGCUGUGGCUGCGCUUGGAGUCGGAGGUUGCGGCACUCCAGUCCUGAUCACUGAGAGCGCCCCACCAAUCUGCAAAACUGGACUAUUGUUUAUACCUGGAACCCACCAAUCAUGUUGUGUUGGGGAAACGCUUCAUUUGGACAGCUGGGACUAGGGGGGAUCGAUGAAGAGAUUGUUCUAGAACCCAGAAGCUGUGAUUUCUUCCUAAACAAAAAAGUCUGUGAUGUAGGAUGCGGAAGCCGACAUACUGUGUUUGUAUUGGACGAUGGGACAGUUUAUACUUGUGGAUGUAAUGAUCUAGGACAAUUGGGGCACGAGAGAGGCAGGAAAAAGCCAGAGCAAGUCGGUGCCCUUGAUGCUCAGAAUAUUGUCGCUGUCUCUUGUGGAGAAGCACACACGUUGGCACUAAAUGACAAAGGUCAGGUGUUCUCUUGGGGUCUAACUAAGGACGGACAGAUAGGUAUUCAUGUGAUAGAAGAAUGUGUCCGAGUACCAAGAAAUAUAAAGAGUUUGUCUGAUAUACAUAUUGUGCAGGUGUCCUGUGGUCAUCAUCAUUCACUAGCACUCUCUAAAGAAAGUGACAUCUACGUCUGGGGAGAUAACCGAUAUGGCCAACUUGGAUUGGGAUAUGAAUUGAAGAAAGAGGCAGCACCCAAACACCUUAAGUCGUUAUCGGGGAUCCCCUUUUACCAGAUUGCUGCUGGGGGAGCUCACAGUUUUGCAUUAACACUUUCAGGAGCCAUUUUUGGUUGGGGAAGGAACAAAUUUGGUCAGCUUGGUCUUAAUGAUGAAAAUGACAGAUCCGUUCCAUGUCUUCUCAAGUCAUUACGUUCUCAGAGAAUUGUGCAUAUAUGCUGUGGUGAAGAUCACACUGCCACACUUACAAAGGAGGGUGGUGUUUUUACUUUUGGAGCCGGAGGAUAUGGACAACUUGGUCACAACUCUACAAACAAUGAAAUCAACCCCAGGAAAGUGUUUGAGCUCAUGGGAAGCAUUGUCACACAAAUCGCUUGUGGGAGACAGCAUACUUUAGCAUUUGUUCCUUCAUCUGGGCGAAUCUACUCAUUUGGCCUUGGCGGCAAUGGACAGUUAGGAACUGGGUCAACGUGCAAUAGAAAGAGUCCCUUUACUGUCAGAGGAAACUGGAUAUCCUUCAGUGAUUACGCCAAGCUUCCCAGCAAUACAGAGGGGUAUUACUGCGUGAAGAAAAUUUUCUCCGGUGGAGACCAAAGCUUUGCCCAUUAUUUUCAUGUACAGAACUGCCUCCCUCCAGAUGACUUCAGAAAGCAUAACCAUACCCGUCAAAUAUGGACCAUAAACGAGGAACUUAUUCAAAGAUGGCUGACUUUCUCAACAGGCAGACUUUCAUUGGAUAUAGUAAAUGAAAUUGACAAAGUGUUCUCAUCAGCUGCUUGUCUAAAUGGAAGUUUUCUAUCAACUAGCAAUAACGAUCACUACAGGACGAGUAGCAAGUUCUCGGGGAUAGACAUGAGCGUUGCCAGACUCUACUUCCACAAGCUACUGAAUUCUGCACAGCCACAAAUUGUUCAACUGGUGGCUGCUAGUUUGGAAAAAAAUCUUAUACCAAAACUACCAAGCUCUCCGCCUGACAUUGAAGCUUUGAGACUGUACCUGACGCUACCAGAGUGUCCUCUCAUGACCGAUCCAAAUAACUUCUCCUCUCUGGCAAUCCCUUUUGGAAGUGCAAUUAUUAAGCUUGAUAAGGCUCCCCUAAAAGUCCUAGAAAAGUGGUGGUCUCUGCUUGAACAUCCAGAGUUCAUGCGGCUUGUGCAGCUUUUUAAAGACAUUGUGUUACAUCUCUUGAAACUCACAAAAAUUGGGAUUCCUUUCACGGAAAGAAGAAUUUUCAACACCCUCCUUAAUACAGCCCUAAAGGUUUUGGAAAUCGUACACAGGGUAAAUGAACAAUCUGGACAGAUUAUCCCUUAUGAUAAAUUCUACAUCCAUGAAAUACAAGACUUUGUAGAUAUCCGGAAUGAUUAUGUGAAUUGGAUUCAACAACGGCCGCUAUGUAUGGACAUAAACCAAGGAUUGCCCGAGGGGGCAGAUGGAUCUCUCACGAUUUGCACCUAUCCCUUUGUCUUUGAUGCCCAAGCAAAAACAACUCUGUUGCAGAUGGAUGCCUUCAUACAGAUGCAGAUGGCGGUUGACCAAGCGCACAGACAGAAUUUUUCAUCCAUGUUUCUCCCAGUGGUUGAGUCAGUGGAUCCUUGUCUCAUCUUAAUAGUGCGCAGAGACAAUAUCGUGGGAGAUGCUAUGGAAGUUUUAAGGAAAACAAAAAAUAUUGACUACAAGAAGCCACUGAAGGUCAUUUUUGUUGGGGAAGAAGCCGUUGAUGCAGGCGGAGUACGUAAGGAGUUCUUCCUGCUGAUUAUGAGAGAACUAUUAGAUCCAAAGUAUGGGAUGUUUCGUUUUUAUGAAGAUUCAAGACUCAUCUGGUUUUCUGAUCAGACUUUCGAGGACAGUGACUUGUUCCACCUCAUCGGUGUUAUUUGUGGUUUAGCAAUUUACAACUUUACUAUUGUCGAUCUUCACUUCCCUUUGGUUUUAUACAAGAAGCUUCUGAAAAAGAAGCCGACCUUGGAUGAUUUAAAAGAACUGAUACCAGAUGUUGGAAGGAGCAUGCAGCAGCUGUUGGACUACGACGAAGAUAACAUUGAAGAUACGUUCUGUCUCAAUUUUACAAUUACAGUGGAUAACUUUGGGACAACAGAAGUGAGAACUCUAGUUCCAAAUGGUGAAGAGACACUGGUGAACCAGAAAAACAAGCAUGAGUUUGUCGAUGCCUAUGUGGACUACAUCUUCAAUCGCUCGGUGGCUUCCUUAUUUAAUGCGUUUCAUGCAGGCUUCCAUAAAGUGUGUGGAGGCAAUGUUCUAGAGCUCUUCCAGCCAAAUGAACUACAGGCCAUGGUUAUUGGCAACACCAACUAUGACUGGAAGGAGCUAGAAAAGCAUACAGAAUAUAAAGGAGAGUAUUGGGCAGAUCAUCCAACUAUUAAAAUAUUUUGGGAGGUUUUCCAUGAAUUAUCGCUUGAAAAGAAAAAGCAGUUUUUGUUGUUCCUGACUGGCAGCGAUCGGAUCCCUAUUCUUGGAAUGAAAAGUUUAAAACUUAUUAUACAACCUACAGGAGGCGGGGAUAGUUUCCUGCCAGUUGCUCAUACAUGUUUCAAUCUGUUGGAUCUCCCGAAAUAUACCAACAAAGAGACGCUGAAAGAGAAGCUGAUCCAGGCUAUUGACCAUUAUGAAGGUUUCAACCUGGUAUAAAAGAGCCUGUACAGAGGAUGUUCCAUACCUUCCCAGUUCAUAUAUAGGGCUAAAUGUCAUAGCCUGCGAGCUGCCAGUGGUGUAGGACUUUGUGCUAGAAUGCCCGUAUUUUUAAAGCACCAAUCAUUUACAAGGCAGAACCAACCUGAUUUUGCCUUGUAAAUUAUUGCCACUGUAAAAAUAUGGGCAUUCUCGCACAAAGUCCUGCACCACUGGCAGCUCGCAGGCUAUGACAUUUAGCCCAUAGUCUCUUAUAACUGAGCCAGGCCAAAAUGAUAUUUAAUAUUCUAUGUACAUGGUUUUCUGAUGGCUUUUGUACAGGCUGAAACACACAGCACCUUCAUAUUGUAUAUACCCAUAACUGUCACUUUGUUCUGACAUCAAAUAAAUUAGGUAUUAUGUGGACACAGGCUUCAUCUUAUCAUCCGUGUGCUGCAAAUCCCUAAACAUUUAUUUUACACUAUACACACCUUUGUAAAGGACUCUAUGGAAAAUAAAAAGUUUUUACAUUAGGA
Messenger RNA from Pseudophryne corroboree (corroboree frog), 4054 nucleotides. It is a transcript of the gene HERC4, whose product is annotated as HECT and RLD domain containing E3 ubiquitin protein ligase 4. The transcript has 25 exons. The record is from RefSeq and is a predicted model, not a curated record. Gene Ontology annotation, molecular function: ubiquitin protein ligase activity. Bases 366 to 3539 code for a protein of 1057 amino acids. Lineage: Eukaryota; Metazoa; Chordata; Amphibia; Anura; Myobatrachidae. Gene Ontology annotation, biological process: protein polyubiquitination.